UGAUAGGACCUCUAGGAAGCAUUGCAUGUAAGUCACGACCAAUCCCAACAGACUAUUGCUCAAUCGAUGUCAGGGGUGGGGUGAAAAUUUCUACUCCUAAACACUUCAAUACUCCUUUCAGAUUGUGUUUCACAAAAAAGAACCAAGUAGUAAUACCUAUGUGUAUUCUGAUCUACAUAACUUUAUCCAAGAAAAAUUAAAUCAAAUUUUUCGAAUAUGCUUUCUCAAAUGACAAAUUUUAUCGAUUCUUCUUGAUAUUAUCUGGGCACGUGUCUGUUUAUGUGACUGAACUCUUAGAUUGCUAAGAAAAGCUAAGAGAUAAUACAGAUCACUAACUGAGUUGCUAGUGCAAACUAGUUAUUGUAAUUAUUUUUGUCUACUUCUUUCUCCCAGAAGCUUGAUUCCACCCAAUGCUGCUGAAUUGAAAUGAGAUCUUUAGAACAGUCGAAAUUAUUUGAAAGCAGAUUACAAGGUUCACAUUUUAUCUAAUAGUCCAGUACCUGAUCAUUGUUCAACAUUCGGUCUCAGCGUUACUGUUAGUAAAUAUUGGCAACAGAACUACGACCAUGAUCAUGAUGAAAAAUGUGAUUGAUGCAAAUUACUCAAAACUACUUUAUAUAAAAUUCGUAGAUUUAUCCAGCAAUAUCAAACAGAUUCAGCACAACGUGAUCGUCUAACUCAUCAGAUGCAACAACAAGUUCAGUAUAUUGAAGAAUGGAAAGCACAUCUUUUACGUACUGUUCAUCAAGGCUAA
Messenger RNA from Rotaria sp. Silwood2, 754 nucleotides. NCBI's taxonomy places the organism in Eukaryota, Metazoa, Rotifera, Eurotatoria, Philodinida, Philodinidae. The record is from the annotation of a GenBank genome assembly.